ACCAUUCUCACGGUAAAGGUAAGAGUUGGUUACGUUUUUUCUUGCUGGUGGCGGUCUAGUUAGAUCUUCACAUGACGGCCGUCGAGGUUCUUCGUCAUCUGGGUGGCGAUGACCGGCAGAUGAAAUUGUCCGGCCAUGUUGGCUUCGACUCUCUUCCAGACCAACUUGUCAACAAGUCUGUCAACAAGGGAUUCGACUUCAACAUCCUGUGUGUCGGAGAAACGGGUAUCGGGAAGUCGACGAUUAUGGACUCACUGUUUAAGACGACGUUCGAAAGCGAACCCGUGAGCCAUCACCUUCCUACCGUGUCUGUGACAGCUCAUACCUACGGUAAGUCAGAGCUACAAGAGAGCAACGUAGGACUUAGAUUGACAAUAGUAGAUACCGUUGGCUAUGGAGAUCAAAUUGACAAAACAGCAAGUGUCAAGCCAAUUAUUGACUAUAUCGAUCAGCAGUAUGAGAACUACUUGCAAGAAGAGUUGAAAAUCAAGCGAAGUCUAACAUUAUUUCAUGACACUCGCAUUCAUGCUUGCAUCUACUUUAUCUCACCAACAGGACAUUCAUUGAAAUCACUUGACUUGGUUUGUAUGCAACAACUGGACUCAAAAGUAAACAUCAUUCCAGUGAUUGCAAAGGCUGACACUGUGUCAAAACCUGAACUAGUUGAAUUUAAGAAACGAAUUGUGGAUGAGCUAAAGAAGAACAAUGUGAAAAUAUAUCAUUUUCCUACCGAUGAUGAGACAGUAGCUGACAUGAAUGCAAGCAUGAAUUCUCUGAUGCCAUUUGCUGUUGUUGGCAGUCGCGACGAAGUAGAAAUUGGUGGUGAGAUGGUGAGAGCUCGUGUUUAUCCAUGGGGAACAGUAGAAGUGGAGAAUGAGAAUCAUGGAGAUUUUGUGAAGUUGAGAGAAAUGCUGAUUAGAACAAAUAUGGAAGAUCUACGAGAGACAACUCACUAUGAGCAUUAUGAGCUGUUCCGCAAGAACCGUUUGCAAGAGAUGGGAUUCGCUGACAGCACAGCUGAUAACAGGCCAGUCCGUCUAUAUGAUGUCAUUGAGAAGAAGAGGAUUGAGCACAUGAAGGAAAUGGAAACGAAGGAAGAGCAAAUGAGACAGAUGUUUGUUGAUAAAGUGAAACAGAAGGAAGCUGAGUUGAAGAAAGCCGAGCAAGAUCUUCAUUCUAAGUUUGAUAAUCUGAGAAAGAUGCAUGCUGAAGAGAAGCGCAAAAUGGAUGAUAAACGAAGGAUGCUGGAGGAGGAAAUCAAUGAAUUCAAUAGAAACAAGGCUGCUGCUCAAGCUGCACAGGCUCAAGCAGAGCGUGAUCUAACUACCCACACGGGCUCAUCUCCUGUCUUGGGUCGAAAGAGUGGCAAGAAGAAGUAAAGUCUAUUGUAGUUAUCUAAUGGGUGAUGGCUUGCUGCCCGUACCCUCUGCCUGGUGAAAGUAAACUGGCUACUGUGAACUCUAGAAUUGUAAGGAUAGUCCGUUGCCAGGGUAAGGUUGCUUUAACUGGUAUGUAUUGAAAACAGCUUUGCAACAUGAUCUUACUGGAUGAA
This is a messenger RNA of Corticium candelabrum, 1552 nucleotides long. Its product is annotated as septin-11-like. The transcript is spliced from 14 exons. Lineage: Eukaryota; Metazoa; Porifera; Homoscleromorpha; Homosclerophorida; Plakinidae. Gene Ontology annotation, molecular function: molecular adaptor activity; GTPase activity; GTP binding. The coding region runs from base 72 to 1379 and encodes 435 amino acids. Gene Ontology annotation, biological process: cytoskeleton-dependent cytokinesis; intracellular protein localization. The record is from RefSeq and is a predicted model, not a curated record. Gene Ontology annotation, cellular component: septin complex; microtubule cytoskeleton; cell division site.